Messenger RNA from Engraulis encrasicolus (European anchovy), 3048 nucleotides. RefSeq names its product NEDD1 gamma-tubulin ring complex targeting factor (gene nedd1). The record is from RefSeq and is a predicted model, not a curated record. Gene Ontology annotation, cellular component: centriole; pericentriolar material; spindle pole. Gene Ontology annotation, biological process: microtubule nucleation; mitotic cell cycle. Gene Ontology annotation, molecular function: gamma-tubulin binding. Lineage: Eukaryota; Metazoa; Chordata; Actinopteri; Clupeiformes; Engraulidae. The transcript has 16 exons. The coding region runs from base 194 to 2206 and encodes 670 amino acids.
UGCUGGUUUCAGGCGCCCAAAACUCUAAAUGUAACUGUGUCUAAAGUAGAGCAAGAUCAUUAAUCGGUAAAUACCUAUUUCUGACUAAAGAAGUCAGCGUCUGACCGUCACCAACGUAUGCAUUUCAAUACACAACUGCCCGCAACAGUGGUGAAAUACGGGGAUAUUUUCCUCUUUCCGGUGAGUGGUUGCCAUGGAAGAGGUCCUGCGGCUCGUGUCGGGGGGCGACUGCAUCAAGAUAUGGGACGCGGGCUCCAUGAAGAUGCUGGACCAGUUCAGUCCGCACAGCAGCACGCACCCUGUGUCCCAAGUUUGCUGGUCCAGUAACAAUCAGUUCCUCGUCAGUGCCAGCAGUGGAGGAGACAAGUUAGUGGUCUCCAGCCUCAAGUCCUCCCCCAUCCCAGUUAUCGAGCUUGCUGAAGGGAAAAAGCAAACUCGUGUCUGCAUCAACAAUACAUCUCAGUACGUUGUGAGUGGGGGUCUGGAUGGCAUCGUCAACGUUUGGGACUUGAAGACAAAGAAAGUUCACCGAAGCCUUAAGGAUCACAAACAGGAAGUUACCUGUGUGUCCUACAAUGCCAGUGAUAGCUGCUUUGUGUCUGGCUCUGUCAGUGGCGAGCUCAUUUUGCACAAUGUCUCCAAGAAUCUCUCAAGCAAGCCGUUUGGCCAUGGGGCCAGUCAGCCGGUGCGAGACCUGCGCUACUCGGUGGUGAAGCGCUCCAUGCUGGGCACCAUCUCUGACGUGGGCUCCGUGGCGCUGUGGGACUCCACCACCCAGAAGGAGAUGCACACCUUCGAGGCCGCCCACAAGGGCCCCGCCUCGUCACUGGCCUUCUCGCCCGCCAACGACCUCCUCUUUGUCUCUGUGGGACUCGACAAGAAGAUCAUCUGCUAUGACACCAGCAGUAAGAUUGUGGUGCGCAACGUAAAAUCGGACUCACCGCUCACAGCCAUCGAGUUCUUCCCAGACGGCACGAGUUUGGUAGUAGGCUCAACCCAAGGCCAAUUACACCUGUACGACCUCCGCAACCUCAGUGUUCUGGUGAAGACUAUUCCGGCACACAAGACCUCGGUCACCUGUCUACGCUUUCAGUGCUCUCAGAGCAGACACAAGUCAAGUAAAGUGGCAUCAGGCAAGGCUGCGGUGUCCCAAUCAAAGAGGACCACAGGGAAACCCAGUACUCCACAUGCUGCCACCUCCAGCUCGGCGCCCAGUCCCCAGCCUAUGCCCCAGCCCACCCCAGAGCCCUACCCAGCAGACAGGCCAGAUGGACAGGCCCAUGGCACAGGGUUUGGCCUGGAUGGCUUCUCGCGUGACCCUGACGGUCAGCCUGGUGCGGACCCGCUGCCAGGCAUGGACAAGAUGCAGGUCCGAGCAGGACGGACCAGUCUGGACAUUUUCUCCCCGGUCAGAGAUGCUCCAAAAACAGAGAUGCGCAUAGGACGCAACAGUUUGGACAUCUUUUCUCCUGUUGCUGAUGAUCAGAGAGUCCUUGGUCUGGCCCCAGAUUCUGCUGGAAAGAGAGGGAGUGAUUUUGAUUUGGCGCCUCCGUUCGCCGGCGGGUCGGGACAGCGGAAGACCCCUCUGGGCACCACGAGCAGCCGUUGCUAUAGUCCCCUCUCUGCAUUCCAGACGCCACCACCCAUCAAGGAGGAGGAGGCCACGUCAGACUCGCAAGAAGGCAAAUCGCCUGAGAAGAAUGGGUGUUCAGGCUCGGAGGCUGAUGCCCUCACUACGCCCCCAGCACUGCAGAACCUGCGCAUGCAAUCGUCCAUCCCCGCCUAUCUCACUCCUGACAUCACCCAGAGACGACCCAACGACAUCCCAGCCCAUCUCACCUACAACUCCCCACUAAACGGCACACGGCCUGCACUUGCAGCAGUGGCACCAGGCAUGUCUGAUGCAGUGGCCACGUCCCUGUCAGAGCGGCUCGUGGAGACCAUGGCUGCAGAGGGGACGUCAGGAGCUCCUUUCAGCAACCAGCAGAUCGUCUUCAUACGCAACAUGAUUCAGGAGAUGCUGGAGGACCUCAGGGACUCCUGUCACAGGGAUAUAGUGAACCUUCAGGUGGAAAUGGUCCGGCAGUUUUACAUCCAGAUGAAUGAGUUCCAUGAGGUGGUGCAGAAGUACUCAGUGAACAACACACUGGUGGAAGAGAUUGAGAAGCUGAGGGAGGAGAAUAAACGGCUUAGAGCCAACUACUGAUGAACUAAACAUCCCUCAGGGUUGUGGAUGAGCCCUCACUGCGAUCUCAGCACAGUGCCAUUCUUGAGGAUCUUCACUCAGACAGAUGGAACGGACACUCGCCAGAACAGAGAAUGAUGAGACGUCAGCCACAUGCCCUCCAUCUGCAGCGCUUUGUAAUCAAAACAUUAUUUGUGGGGUGAAGAAAAGGGGAAUAUUUGUACACUUGGUUUAUAAGUGAUAAUUAGAUUACACAGUUUUUUGCCAUUUUCAUAUCUUUUAAAUAAAACUAAUUCCGCCAUCAUUUUGCCACACUACAAACAUGUAAGGCUUUUUAUAGUUUGGGCACAUAAAAUGAACUGUCUGCCUUUUAAGUGCAUCAAUGUUAUGACGAGUGAGCUCUUGUCAGUUGCAUUGCUGUUAACGGAUCACAUGUUGCACUGUAUGAAGGAGCCAACAUGUGCAUUAAUCAUGUCCUAAAGAUGAUCUGAGUGGUUUAGAAGUUUCCUUAAAAUAAACCACGUCAGAGUGCUGAGAUGUCUACCCCAAGACCUGCUUUAUGCAAAGCAGAAAUGUAUCAUAACUUAUCACUUGUGUCUUUUCUAAAGUAAUAAAAUGUGUAUGAGAGUUUACCUUUUGAAAUCUGAAAUUUUGAAGAAAAAAAACUCAGCCUGAGCAGUGACAGACAUGCGUGCUAUGAAGUCCAUCCACAUUGGAUUAUUGCCUUCAUGGACAUUUUCAUGACGUGACACCUUUUUUAGAAAGAAAGAAAGAAAAAAAACGAAUUUUGCCUUGAACUGAAAGAUGCGAACUGAAAGCUGUUGUUGGUUAUUUUCCAAAUAAAUUGUUAUUCAUAUAUUUCA